This is a messenger RNA of Erinaceus europaeus (western European hedgehog), 4991 nucleotides long. RefSeq names its product shroom family member 2 (gene SHROOM2). Gene Ontology annotation, molecular function: actin filament binding. Gene Ontology annotation, biological process: actin filament organization. The coding region runs from base 192 to 4940 and encodes 1582 amino acids. Lineage: Eukaryota; Metazoa; Chordata; Mammalia; Eulipotyphla; Erinaceidae. The transcript has 13 exons. The record is from RefSeq and is a predicted model, not a curated record. Gene Ontology annotation, cellular component: apical junction complex; cortical actin cytoskeleton; adherens junction.
GGGCUCCCUCUCACCUCCCUGUCUCCUCCUCCCUCUGUCCUUCCCUAGAUCGGUCGGUCCCUCCCGCCGCCGGCCGGCACUUCCCGCCGAGCGCGGCGCUGGCCGGAGCUGAGCCCGCGGCUGGUCGGGGUCGGGGUCCGGGUCCGGGUCCGGGUCCGGGUCCGGGUCGGGGUCCGGGUCCGGGGCGCGCCAUGGAGGUCCCCGAGCCCCGCGCGCGCCCCGAUCGGCCGGCGGCCGCCGAGCGCCUGGUGGAGGUGCGGCUGAGCGGCGGCGCCCCCUGGGGCUUCACCCUCAAGGGCGGCCGCGAACACGGGGAGCCGCUGGUCAUCACCAAGAUCGAAGAAGGUAGCAAGGCCUCGGCAGUGGACAAGCUUCUGGCCGGGGACGAGAUCGUGGGCAUCAAUGACGUCGGGCUCUCAGGCUUCCGGCAAGAGGCCAUUUGCCUGGUCAAGGGCUCCCAUAAGACCCUGAAGCUGGUGGUGAAGAGGAAGGAUGAGCUGAAUUGGAGACCUCACUCUUGGCACGCCACCAAGUUCUGUGACAGCCACCAAGAGCCUCCAGCGGUGCCCUUCCCCGCCAGUGCCAGCCCCUCAUGGUACAGCCAGCACUAUGCCAGCUCGUCCUCCCAGGACCUGUUGGGCCCCUGGGAGCCGCCCGGUCUGCAGUGUGCCUCUGACCACUUCAGCUCUCUGGGCAGCGUAGACAGCCUGGAUCAGCUGUGCCCUCCUGGCCCGGCCCCGGGGCGCCUGUCGGCGGCCAAGUCCAGCGGCAGCAUCGACCGGCUGGGCGUCCCGGGCAAGCGCGACUCUGCCUACGGCUCCUUCUCUGCCAGCUCGGGCACGCCGGACCUCAGCCUGCCCGGGGCCGACGCCUCGUCCACCGACAGCCUCCUCUGCAGGCUGGGCCUGUGGGACGGCGGCAGGCCCAGCCCCGAGGAGCGGCGGCUGGGCGGUGGGCACCCCCGGCCCCCCGCGGACGCCAGCCCCGAGCCACAGCUGCCCGCCCCGGCCCGCGCCAGCCUGGGGCCCGUGUGGCACGUGCCGGAUAGGAAGCGAGCCCCCGCGUCGCCCCCGCCGCCCCCGCCGCCCCAGCGUAGUGACAGCUUCGCAGCCACUCGGCCCCGCGACAGGGAGCGCAGCACCCCGCCCUGUGAGCCCCUGAACACAGAAACGGGUCCAGUCCAGCACAGGGCUCCCCGGAGGCCAGAGGCACCCGAGUCCCCACGCUGGCCGUCCUCCGUGCCCGGGGCCUCGCUGCCCGGUUUGAACGCGCAGCACCAGCGCCAACCUGGUGACCAGGGCCCCUGGGAGACCGCUGCCCGGGCCACCCCCUGCGGCGACCUCCCCCGGGAAGGCAGCCCCCCCUGGAUCAGGGGGCAGGGUGCCGCAGAGCAGAGGCCGGACGCCGGACUGCAGGGCGAUGCCCACUGUGCGUCCCGGAGGCCUUGCCCACAGGGGCCCCCGAGCCCUGCCGGGUGCCCCGUCUCCUCACAGCGCCAGGACCCCCCUGAGCGGCCUCCAGGGGCCCCCCCGGGAGCCGAGGGCCUCGGGGGAGAGGGCGACCGGGCCCUGGACGCACAGGGUGCCUGCAUCUGCCCACAGAGGACACCCCUGCUGCACCUGUUGGCUCAGGAGGGUCGGGGGCGGCUGGACCAGGGCCCCCCGAGAGGCGCAGACAGGCCCCCGGGGCUGCAGGACAAGCCGGGGAGACGCAGCGACCGCUUUGCGACCACCUUACGCCAGGAGGUGCAGCAGCGGCGGGCCCGGCUGCAGAAAAGCAGGAGCAGCGCCUCCCUGGCCUCGGACCCCGAGCCCGACACCACCCCUUGGGCCGUCCCGCCGCCCCAGGCUGCCUCCCCGGGCGCCAGCUACAAGGACCACCUGCAGGAGGCCCAGGCGCGAGUCCUCAGGGCCACCUCCUUCCGCCGCCGGGACCUGGACCCGGGCGCCCCAGGCGCCGUGCCCCGCCGCAGGGAGGUCGUCCUGGCCGGGGCCCCCGCGCCGCUCGUGCCCCGUGUGAGAGGCCGCAGACGCUUCACCGCUGAGCAGAAGCUACGGUCCUACUCGGAGCCCGAGAAGAUGCACGAGGUGGGGCUCCCGGGGCCCGCGCACCCCCAGACCCACCCGCAACACGACGCCCCGGAGGAGGACGGCCUGGGCACGUUUGCCGACAGGUGGAAGUUCUUCGAGGAGACCAGCAGGGCCGCCCCCCGACGGCCGAGGCCGCCGCGGCAGGCGCCCAGGGGGUUGGUGGACAAACCGCGGCAGGCCGGACCCGACGGGACGGACCCCUGGGCCCACGGCCAAGCCCGAUCCACCUGCUUCGCCGAGGACGGGCCCGGCGGCCGCGGCCACGGCCAGCACUGCAGACUGGGCACUUUCGCUGAGUACCAGGCCUCGUGGCGGGAUCCCAGGAGAGCUCCGGAAGGCAGGGCCGCUGGGCGGUACCACUCUGCAGACGACAUACUGGACCCGGGCCUGGACGCCCAGGAGAGGCCGAGGUACUUACACGAGAGGUCCCGUUCGUCCCCGUCCACCGACCUGCACGCCCAGGACACAUCCGUGGAGGCUCAGUGUCAAGUGGAGGACCCCGGCCAGCUUACCGGCACAUUCCAGCCCGAGGACGGACGCCCUGAGGCCCGGGAAGCCGCUGUGAUUGCCGUCACUCCAAGCCCAGGCCCGCCUUGGGGUUCAGGGUACCGGUGCCCCAAGCUACUGGCGGUCUGCAGCUCUUAUGUUUCCCAGGCUCUGUACCGGGGAGCCCAAGACGAGAGGCUGGUUUGGUGGCAUUGCGGGUGGGAGGUGGCAUUCCGCGUAUGCGAGAGUGGGAAGCUGCUGGCAUUCCUGAACCGUCUGGCCAGCCCAGGGAGGCUGCCUGAGAAGCCGGUCUUACUGAGGCCUGUCGCCUUUGCUUGCGAGGGAAGUGCCGCCCUGCCCGACAGUCAGAGCUCACUCCACAGCGAGUACAGGGCUUCCCCCAUCAAGCCGGUGUUUCUGGAUGUCAGCGAGCGGGAAUAUUUGCUCGUUGCCUGGAAUGUCGCGCAGAGGCGGCUUUCUGCCUCAGCGGACGGCACGGCCUGUCAGAGCGCCCUCCGGAACCUGUCCCCGCUCUCGGAGCCGCUGACCUCCGCCCAGGAAGCCCCCGAGAGCCACAGCAGAGCGGGAACCCUGCCUCGAGAUUACAGAUCUUCGGGGGAGCCCAGGCCUGCAGACCCGCCGCCUCCACCCUGCCCGGGACGGCACCGGCAGAGCGCCCCCGAGAACCCCCACUCUUCCGGGCAGGGGCCACAGCCCUUAAGCGCACCGCCCCUUGCCAAGAAGCCAGCCCCGCAGAGACCCCCGCCACCCCGGCGUGAGCCCCGCCAGCUCAGGGGCACAGCUGGCACAGCCCAAGCCGUUGUGCCGGCAGCCCCUCACCUGGAUGCCCCGGGCAGACCCCUCCGCACGCCGCCGCCCUCGGCUCUAGAGGUGAAUGGGCACCACCUGCCCCUGUCUCACGGUCCCUGUGGCUCUGCGGAGCAGGCGAGCGGCCUCCCCCGCCCAGACAGCCUGCGGCCGGCCGGCGAGCGGGACAGACAGCAUGUAGCCCCGCCGCCCACCUCGUGCCAGCCCGCCAUGGAGGCCUCGCGCUCCCCUUCGCCCCAGUUCGCCCCCCAGAAGCUGACGGACAAGCCUCCCCUGCCUAUCCAGGAUGAGAACACCACAAGGAUCGAGCGGGUGAUGGACAACAACACGACGGUAAAGAUGGUGCCCGUCAAGAUCGUGCAUUCGGAGAGCGGACCCGGGAAGGAGGGCCACCGUGGCCUGGCCCGCUCGCCCGCCACCCUGCCUGGCCCGGGCCACGAGGAGCCGGAGCCGCCCAAGCUGCCCCUGGGCCCCGGGCGGGACCACAUCAAGACGCUGAGCACCUCGGAGCAGUCCUACUCGCGUUUCUGUCUAUACAGCCGGCAGGACGCACCUGCCCGGCCCCCCGAGCCCCAGCCCCCCGCCUCGGGCCCCACCGGGCUGGGCUACGCCAAGGCCAGCACCGCCGAGGACCUCAAGUCGGAGGAGCUGGCGCGGGAGAUCGUGGGCAAGGACCGGUCCCUGGCCGACAUCCUGGACCCCGGAGCCAAGCUGAGGACCACCAUGGACCUGAUGGAGGGCAUCUUCCCCAAGGAUGAGCAUCUGCUGAAGGAGGCCCAGCAGCGCAGGAAGCUGCUCCCCAAGGUCCCGUCUCCCCAUGGCGCUGACAGCAAAGAGGAGCCCAGUGCACCUGCGGCCGGGCCCCUGGCCACCAACUCCACCUACUAUAGCACUUCAGCACCCAAGGCAGAGCUUCUGAUCAAGAUGAAAGAACUGCAGCGGGAGCAGGAAGAGGACUCGGGCAGUGACAUGGACCACGACCUGGCGGUGAAGAAGCAGGAGCUGAUUGAGAGCAUCGGCCGCAAGCUGCAGGUGCUGCGGGAGGCUCGGGCCAGCCUGCUGGAGGACGUGCAGGCCAACUGUGCGCUGGGCGAGGAGGUGGAGGCCCUGGCCAAGGCCGUCUGCAAGCCCAAUGAGUUUGACAAGUUCCGCAUGUUCGUCGGCGACCUGGACAAGGUGGUCAACCUGCUGCUGUCGCUGUCGGGGCGGCUGGCCCGAGUGGAGAACGCCCUCAACAGCCUGGACGACAGCGCCUCUCCCGGAGAUCGGCAAUCGCUGCUGGAGAAGCGCCGGGUGCUGACCCAGCAGCACGAGGACGCCAGGGAGCUGAAGGAGAACCUGGACCGCCGCGCCCGCGCCGUGCGCGCCAUCCUGGCCGGCCGCCUGAGCGCCGCGGGCCUGGCCGACUACGCGCACUUCGUGCACAUGAAGUCGGCGCUGCUCAUCGAGCAGAGGGAGCUGGACGACAAGGUCCGCCUGGGAGAGGAGCAGCUGCGGUGCCUGCUGGACAGCCUGCCGCCCGAGCGCCCCAAGUAGCGGCCGGCCGGCCGUCUGUCCGCAGGGAGCACGCCCCACAUGAAGGCGCCG